AUGACUGGAACAGGUUCUAGAGCGUCUAUAAUCGGCCCAGCACUUGCGAUUGGUGGCUUGUGUUUAUUGGGUUUGAUCGGUUUAGUCAUAGCUGCCAUCAUUGUUCUCAGUAUUAUUCCCACGUACACACAAUCAAAUGCCGUAGAGGGAAUGGGAGAAGAAUAUCGUAUGGAUCAGUUGAUUUUACGGGCUUUUACAGACAGUUCAUAUGCAGCUAAUAAAAGUAUCGCUAACAGCAGUGAUUUAUCAUUAGCGUGUACAAAAGCGAUGCAAAGCGGUGGUGAUGCCAGUUUUUAUGCUUGUGUAGUCGCGACUAUACGCGCGGCAAAUGGUACACCUCUAGCAAAUGAUACAAUGAGACGAAAGCGAUAUACAGCUAGUCUCGUUCUAAUCUCUGAUGGUGUUGCCUACCUCCAACAAAUAUCCAUUGCUUCUAUUAAUCAGUUAAUUGCUUCUCAAACACGAUUUAGUACAACAGCCGCCUACAGUAGCUCCAUGUCGGCUGGUUAA
Molecule: messenger RNA, 510 nt
Organism: Didymodactylos carnosus
Lineage: Eukaryota; Metazoa; Rotifera; Eurotatoria; Philodinida; Philodinidae
Source: the annotation of a GenBank genome assembly